Messenger RNA from Peromyscus eremicus (cactus mouse), 1346 nucleotides. RefSeq names its product N-alpha-acetyltransferase 80, NatH catalytic subunit (gene Naa80). The transcript has a single exon. Lineage: Eukaryota; Metazoa; Chordata; Mammalia; Rodentia; Cricetidae. The record is from RefSeq and is a predicted model, not a curated record. Gene Ontology annotation, cellular component: cytoplasm. Gene Ontology annotation, molecular function: N-acetyltransferase activity; acetyl-CoA binding. Bases 194 to 1147 code for a protein of 317 amino acids. Gene Ontology annotation, biological process: protein acetylation.
UGAGCCCUUGUAUGAGGAGAUGCCACUGCCUGGAGACCAUGGCCUUCCCCUCCAGCCUGGCAAUGAGCCACCUGCAACCUAACAGGAAGUGACCUUGGCUUCCUGCCUGACUCAGCUGAGCCUGGAUCCUACCUGUAGGCAAGAGUUGACUCUGAGCCCUGGCCCAGCCAAGCUGACCCCUACCUUAGACCCCAUGCACCGGAUGGAGCUGAUCCUGAGUACCAGCCCAGCAAAGCUGACUCUAGAUCCUGCAUGCCAGCCAGAAUUGACCCUGAGAUUCAACCUGACCAAGCUAACCCUGGAUCCUGCACGCCAGCCAGAGCUGUCACUGAGUCCCAGGAUAGCUGAGCUGACCCUGGAUUCCACAUGCCACCCAGAGAUGACCCUCAGUCCUGGCCCAGCUGAGCUUACCCUGGAUCCUGAACACCGGGCAGAGGAGACCCCAGCCCUCAACCCGGCUGAGUUGAUCCUGGAGCCUGUGCACUGUCGACCUGAGCUCCUGAGUGCUUGUGCUGACCUCAUCAAUGACCAGUGGCCCCGCAGUCGUGCCUCCCGUCUCCAUUCCCUGGGCCAGUCCUCAGAUGCCUUCCCCCUCUGCCUGAUGCUGCUGAGCCCUCAUCCCACACCUGGAGCAUCCCCUAUUGUGGUGGGCCAUGCCCGUUUAUCACGGGUCCUGGACCAUCCCCACAGCCUCUUAGUGGAGACAGUGGUGGUAGCCCGGGCUCUGAGGGGCCGUGGCUUUGGUCGCCGCCUCAUGGAGGGCUUGGAGGCUUUUGCCCGAGCCCGGGGCUUUCGCCGGCUGCACCUCACUACUCACGAUCAGUUAUACUUCUACGCCCAUCUGGGCUACCACCUGGGCGAGCCCGUGCAGGGUCUGGUCUUCACCAACCGUCGGCUGCCCACUACGUUCCUACGUGCCUUCUCUAAGACACCCUGCCCCCAGCCACCCUGCAAGGGGCCUGUCCUAGCUGCCCAAGCUGUCCCAAGGAGCUCUAAGGGACCUCCAUUGCCACCACCUCCUCCCCUACCCCCGUCUCUGACCACCUCACCCCCACCUUCACCAGGACCCCUUCCUCAAAGCCUGCUAGAGGCACGAUACCGAGAUCUGAAGGGGUGCCCUAUAUUCUGGAUGGAAAAAGACAUCUGAAGGCUAGGCACUGUCUCUCUGGGACACUGAAUUGCCCAGAACAGUCCCAGCCUCAGUCCACUGGCCAUACUUUAGCCCCCUAGCCCUUGGGGCCGACCUUAGCCUGUGUAUGUUUCCUGGGUACCAAUGGGCCAGGAGGUGGCUUCAGAGCUUCGGCUCAGAGCUGUUAGUGUGGCUAAAUAAAGGCUUCCAUUAGGUA